Molecule: messenger RNA, 6600 nt
Organism: Loxodonta africana (African savanna elephant)
Lineage: Eukaryota; Metazoa; Chordata; Mammalia; Proboscidea; Elephantidae
Gene: AP1S3
Product: adaptor related protein complex 1 subunit sigma 3
Exons: 5
Coding region: 1951-2412 (153 amino acids)
Biological process (GO): intracellular protein transport; vesicle-mediated transport
Cellular component (GO): AP-1 adaptor complex; membrane coat; intracellular membrane-bounded organelle
Molecular function (GO): clathrin-cargo adaptor activity
Source: RefSeq, a predicted model, not a curated record
UAAUGUCUAUCUGCAUUAUAAGGCACAGCCUUAAGAUAAAUUUAAAAAAUAGACUUACUGGGCCAAAGGAUAUGGAUACUUUAAGAUACUUGAUGCCUAGCACUGGGACAUUUUUCGGGAAGAUUAGGAUUCUAGAGCAGAUCGUUGAUUUUUUAAAGCUGAGACAAACUUGUGUUUGUUCAGCAUCUACAUGUAAGUAGCCCCAGAGAAGGGUCUAGAUUGACAGUGUAGGAAUGAUGAAGCUACACCCCUGAAGAGGCAGGUGAGGGUAGAAAACAGAGGGUGAGAAGAUGCUGUGUUCCCUGAUGGAGAAAGAAAAUAAUUUGGGUUGGGCAUGGGGGUGACCAAGUGUGUGUACAUGUGUGUGUGCGGGUGUGAGAGGAGGUGAGGGAAUCCCAGAGAAUGGACUUUAUCCUCUGCUUACAGUCAGGAAGUAAGGAUGGAGAUAGGAAAUAUGAGGGGCAUGGUAGUGACUUAGAAUAGCCCGUGGUGGGGAUAGAAAGGAGAGCUCUUGCCCCUUUACAUGAGGAGGGACAUGGAAAGGGUUUCCAGAUAACACUGGAGAUUCCGCUGAGUUGGGACAUCAUGCAUUUCGUACCAAUCUCUGAAGACUUCUGUGAAUUUUCUCAGGAGUUCCUGAAGCCCUGGUAAAGGAGCAGGCGUGAGAAUAGCUGAACUAAUCUUGUUUGGAAAUUUGUGAGUUGAGUGCAGAGGUUGGAAAAGGGGCUAAAGAGGUGAGGAUCUUAGCAGUAACAUUGUUCAAGUGAUACAUGCCGUGAUCCAGGUUGUCAGGGGAAGGCCUAACAGGCUGAUGGAGUUGGAGGAAAGGAACAUGUUCUGUAUAUUUAUAUUCGUGUCCAGAUCCUGAAAGACAAGCUAGUCCUGAAAAGGUGGUAUUCGUGGUGUGACGUCAGGAAAAAGUUCCUGAGUCCCUCUCUUUUUGGAAGCUGGUUGUGGGUCCAUUUCAUGGGUUUAGGUCAGGAGCAGGGAGAUUUGCAAACAUUAAGAACCACAGCUGCUAUUGGAAGCCUUUACUGUUCAUCUUCGACUAGAAGGAAGAUCCCACCAGUGGUUCAGUGCAGCAAAGUAAAUAGAUUGGUACUAGGCUGCUGCAGGCUUUACUUCAAAGACCUAACAGGGCUUAUAGAGUAGCCAUCCUGGAUGUGCUUCGGAAAACACCCCAGAGUAGUUUGUGCUCUGGGUCAAAGUGAGAAUUUUGGGCUGGGACCAAUUAGGUUAAGGGUUAUUCUACUGGACACUCUGAGGACAAGGAAUGUUUGGACUAACCUGACAUGUUUGCAAGGACCACCUGCGAUAGAGCUAGAGCCCUCAAGAAGGCUGCUGACGUAAGCAGCUCCUUCUGGGUAGGGGUAAGGGGGCUGUGGAACCAAGUGUCCACACGAAGAUAAAGGUUUAGGCCCAAUGUAAGAAGUCAGCUCUGCUCAACACACUUCAUUGGGUUUUAUGGUUAUUUCUGGAGUUGGUUUCCCCUGGGACAGUAUUCUCAGUCUCUCCAUUGCUCUUUUCUUCUCAGCGACAUUAUUGAGAGGAAUGUCCAGAUGUUGUUUUCUAAAAUCAGAUGAAGUUUGUUUAUGAUAUCAACUUGAAUUUAAGUUGGCUCUUAGUAAAUACUGAAAAAGUCUUCUGAUUGCCCCCUUCUUUUUUUUUUUCGCUACUCUCAGGCUAAUGCUAGUCAAAAAUGGUAUUUGACUAACCUCUUGAAAUACAUUAUUCAGAUGUGCCUUGAAUGAUUAAAUCAAUAAAUUGGAUAAAAUUAAUUGCUGGAAGUGAUGAACUCCUGUGAAUCACUACUGUUCAUUCUGCCCGUUCUCUCAGGCGACACCGCCAAAUCUACAGAGGUGACAGUCACCGCAACACAAGCUGCAGUUCUUGCCACAGCAGGUCCCAGAACACGAGAGGACCAGUCUUGCAACAUUGUCAUAUGUGCUGAUGCAUUUCAUGUUGCUCUUCAGUCGACAAGGGAAAUUACGGCUGCAGAAAUGGUACACCAGCCUCCCGGACAAAGAAAGGAAAAAGAUCAUCCGGGAGAUCAUGCAGAUUGUUCUCUCUCGUGGUCAGCGGACAAGCAGCUUUAUUGACUGGAAGGAGCUAAAACUUGUUUAUAAAAGGUAUGCUAGUUUAUAUUUUUGCUGCGCGGUAGAAAAUCAGGACAAUGAGCUCCUGACCCUAGAGAUUGUGCACCGUUAUGUGGAGUUACUGGACAAAUACUUUGGAAAUGUCUGUGAGCUAGAUAUUAUCUUUAAUUUUGAAAAGGCAUAUUUUAUCCUGGAUGAGUUUAUCAUAGGCGGAGAAGUUCAGGAAACAUCCAAGAAAUCUGCUGUGACAGCCAUUGAAGACUCCGAUAUGUUGCAAGAGACAAUGGAAGAAUACAGGAGCAAGCCUACGUUUUAACUGCAUCUACUUGAAGGCUCAGAGUACUACCCGUUGUGAACCUGUAAAUAAACGUCUUGCAUGGAACUAAUCUGACAGCGCCUCUGGCACCCUGCCAAAAAUAACUUAAAGGGAUUGUUUGUUAACUAGCAAAAUUGAAGUUGUUUAACAUAUUUAUAAUUAUUACAUGUCUGUAUUAUACUGUAUAUGAACACUUAUUGUAGCUCUAGAUAUUGAAAUAACUGCCACAAAGCUCAAUAGACUGUAUAUUUGCAGUGAUUUUAACUCCAUGUAAUAUUUUUAAGCUAAUUUUGAUAAAUUAGCUGCAGUGUAUUUUUGUUAGCUUUGAUCUUCUCCUGACAGGUUGAAACCUAUGCUGUAAUGAUCCAUGAUUUUGAAUGUAAAGUAUAUUUUGCAUCAAUAAUACCUUUGACGCCCACUUUUUUAAUUUUAUGGAUAAUUCAAAAUUAUCUUAAUAGUUCACCAUUCUUACAUGAUGCUAGAUAUUUUUAAUGCACUGAGUGGUACUGUAAUUUUAGUCCAGAUACAGAGUAUCUGGUUUUGAUAUUAUGAAUUCAUUUAUUUUUUUUAAGGAUUGGAUUGAUGGAAAAUAACCAAAGAUAGUAUGGGAUUUAAUACGUGCUUUUGCUGCCUUAGAAGCCGCUAUCUCGGCUGAGAUUGUUAAUUUACCUUUUAAUUGAAUAAAGGGACAUUCCAAUCAGAUGGUGUUUUCCACACACCUAUAUAUUUGUUAAAGUUUCAAGAGAUCUGGAGAUAGUGCCUAUGACUUUUCUUAUUAUAAAAAUAGUAGAAUAAGGAGUAGUAACAAUAACGAUUAUCAUUAUUGCUAGUACUACUUAAAAAAUCUCAUAUUCCAUGUCCUCUUAGUUGCUUGACAGAUUUUGCUUCAGAUGUUUUAAUGUAUGUCUGACAUAUUUGAAGGCUUAUUGUUCAUUAGGCUUACUUAGAACGUUUAAUAUUAAUGCAGCCUGUCUGGUAGAUCCCCUCCCUACCUUUUUCUUUCCCUGACCCCCAAAGAAAAUAUUUGCUGCUGACCAUUAUUACUGUGAAUAUGUUGCACCCAUGCCUCCUGGAAUGAGAGUUGUCCAUACCAGCUAGUAAUGGGAUCAGACCUACAUGUGGAAAUAGCUCAUAGUAGUCUGUCUUGGUGUCCUCUUUUUUUGUUCUUGUGCAUUUUCAACGUUAGUCUUGAAGUUUUGAUAUUAUUCGUAUUUGAGUAGUUAGGAACCCUCUUGCGCUUUUCCUAAGGGAAGUGUGCUUGCUAUUGGAUUACAUAGGAGACCCUAUAUGGGAGACCUUUAGAGAACAUGAUGGGAAAAUGUCCUCAUUGUUUCUAUUGGCAGACAUAACCCAUAACAAAAAGCGUGUUGCCAUUGAAUCAAUUCCAACUCAUAGUGCCUCUAUAGGAUGGAGUAGAGCUGCCCUAUAGGGCUUCCAAGGUGUGGCUAGUGGAUUUGAACUGCCAGCCUUUUGAUUAGCUGCUGAGCUCUUAACCACAUAUUCAGGGAAAAUUGACAGAACUAGAGCAGAGGGGAAGUUGAUCAAUUCCUCAAUAUGACCGUUAUUACAAGGAAAUAAUUCAUUAGCAUGUAAAGUAAUUGUUAGGCUUUUAGCAUCUAAUAUCUUCUGAAAUUGAUAUAAUUAUGACAUCAGAUUGAAGUUUAACUAUCAUUUUUGAUUACUUUGUUUACUUUAGGUCUUCAGUUUUGUGGUUUAACUUUUUUAAUAUGGUGGAACUCUAUUUUAAGGAAACAACUUUGUAAGGAUAGACUUCAUGUAAAUCCAUCAGAGUUUUUCUGGUUCUUCUGGAGUUUGCCACCAUUUUUGGGUGAAGGUAUUUAUUGAACCUUAUUCAAAUGUACUACACAUAUUCUGGAUAAAUAAUUCCAUGUUAGACACUGUCUGUAUGUACAUAGGCUUCUCAGACUUCAUGUCAUGCCACACAUAGAAAAUGAGCAUUACUGUAUCACACAAUGGGGUAAAUUAAGGGGCUUUGUGGACAUUUUACGUGGACAUUGGUGAAAAUAAUCAUUAUGUUUUGUUUGUAUUAAUUGCAAUAAAACUACCAAGUGAUAGGAAAAAUAUUCAAUUUAUAUAAAACUUUGGAAAUAAAAUAUUUUUUAAAUUUUUCAAUCAGGCAUUUAAGUGUGCUUUCAUGAAUAUCGGGUUUUAUGCUUGUAAUUGCUACCCACAAUUCCUGGUGAAGUCUUUUAAUGUGAUCUUUUUGCUUUCUUGGUACUUACCAUCAAGGAGAAACUUCACAAGUAGAUGAAUGGGAUAAGAGUAUGUAUUACCUUUUCCUCUUACUGACUUCUUUCUCACAAUUUGGUAAUAUGAUUUCUUAACGUUUGUAGUUUACAGUGCAGUCAUUCUUGAAAUCUAGUAGCUCUUCCUUUUCUUUCGUUAAAAAACCAAUACCCAGUGCUGUCAAGUAGGUUCUGACUCAUAGCGACCCUUUAGGACAGAGUUAGAACUGCCACAUAGGGUUUCCAAGGCUGUAAAUCUUUACGGAAGCAGACUGCCACAUCUUUCUCGGGCAGAGUGGCUGGUGGGUUUGAACUGAUGACCUUUUGGUUAGCAGGUGAUUGCUUUAACUGGUGCUCCAUCAGGUCUCCUUUUCUUUUAUCGGCAAAUUCCUUGUGAUAAAGCAAAUGAUUUUUAACCCAUUCAGACUUUUUUUUCAUACCAAGUAUCCUAAAAUAAUGAGAAAACUUUUCAUCAAACAUCUGUAGAUGUUGUUUUCCUAAACUUAUUAAUUCUUCAGGAUUUAAAUUAUAAUGCCCGUUAUACAUCACUGGUGAGCUGCUUUUAAAUCUACUUUUCUAAGGUUUAAUUGAUAAACUUUACUGGUAGAAUGUUAAUUUUUUUUAUUCACAUGGUCUCUGCGAUUUUUGAUUAAGUUUAUUCAGAUGCUCCAGAAUGUGAGUGAAGCAAGCCAGUGACUAAUUUUCAACAAUUUGCAGAGAGAAGGCUACUAAUUCAGUAGACGUAUGAGGACAUGUUAAAUGACCUGAAGACAGUCCUAACUCAUCAGUAGACGUAUGAGGACAUGUUAAAUGACCUGUAGACAGUCCUAACUCAGAAGAUGAUGAGAUCAUAUGUGUAUCAGUUUAGCUGUGAUGGUUAAAGUUGUGUGUCAAGUUGCUGGUCCAUGAGUCUCAGUGGUUUGGCGGUUAUGAUGUAAUCUGGCAGUUAUGUAAUGAUGUAACCGUCUCCACAAUGAGAUCUGAUAUAAUGUCAUCACCUCCAUGAUGAGAUCUGCUAUGAGCAGCCAAUCAGUUAAAAGGCAGAUUCCUUAGGGGUGUGUGUCUACUGAUAGUAUUAUUCAAAAGUGGCACCUUCCCUCUUUUCUUUGGAGAAUGUUGAGAAUUUCCAUGCAGGCUGGUAAAAUGAACAGUUCUGCAGUUGUGUGAGGUGUGUGGGAUUUUGCUGGUGGCAUAGUGGUUAAUUGCUACGGCUGCUAACCAAUAGGGCAGCGGUUCAAAUCUGCCAGGUGCUCCUUGGAAACUAUGGGGCAGUUCCACUCUGUUCUAUAGGGUCGCUAUGAGUCGGAAUCGACUCGAAAGCAGUGGGUUUUUUUUUUUUUUUUGGUUUUAGUAUGAGCUUAUAGCUACCUUUAUGAGCUACACCUGGUAUUGUUGUAAUUUGUACAGUAACUUUCUGAUUUUGUUGAAAAUGUUUGUGGUUAAAAUGAUAAUCUUGUGCGUAAGUGUACGUUUAGUAGACCGACGCCCACAUAAUUUAAUUGACACCAUUGGUUCACUUGAUAGCGUUUUGAAGUAAAUAAGACAUUUAGGCCAGAAAGGAAGAAUGAGGACACUUAGUUCCAAAUCUGGAUAGUUUUCUUACUGCUUCAAGACUUAAAAAAAAAAAAAUUUAAACUAUUUUAAUUGUGAUGGGGUGGUCUGGUGAAUCCGUGAAGCUUCCAGUUUUAAUAACAUUUUUCUAUUAUGGUAGAAAAAUACCUGUAAAAUUUAAGACUAUAUAAAUGUAAAUAAGGGACUGCAGAACUUUGUGGUCAGAAAACUGAUUUUCAAAAAAUAAUUCAGCUCAUUUUCAUUCCUUAGAAUGCUACAAAAAGAAAUUGAAAAAUUUAAAUACAAUAAAAAUGAAUAUAUUUAAAGUUAAUAAUGCAGUUAAAAUGGAAAGUACUGAAAUAUUAAUUUAAUAAAAUAAACUUCCUGAAAU